AUGACCUUCUUCGAUUCUGACGAUGACGGCCUGUCAGACAUCAGCGAGACCGACCUGUUCGACGCCCUGGAUUCAGCACGCGAAAAAUGCUUGUCACGUGGCGUAAAGACUCAGCCGCAACCAGCCAGACCUCCACCCAUACAGGCAAUGCCGCCACCAAGGGCUCAACCACUCAGGAAGCGAUCACCGCCGUCAUUUCUACCCCGAUCACGUGACGUCAAUCAAGCACAUUUUAACAACAAGAGUGAAUCGCGUGACCUUAACUUGCCGCUGCCAGGGAGCCUCCCGUGGACUGCCAAGUACCAGCCCAAGAAUGCAUCUGAGAUCGCCAUCAGUCCCAAGAAGUACACGGAAAUCUACAACACCAUUCUAGAGUCGGUGACCUCUGCUGUGGGACGGGUAGUCAUUCUCAGUGGACCUGCAGGUUCUUCGAAAAGUACAGCUCUCAAUCAAGCGAUCAUUGAUGUGUCCAAGCUUCUCAAUAAAUCCCCCGCUAAGAUUGAAUGGAGUAACCCAGCUCAUAUCUACCAAGCACCAUCAGCUCAGGCAUUCCACAAAGCUGUUUCGGAGUACAUGUUUCUUCGUCAGGACGACUGUAUGCGUGUUAUUCUUGUGGAGGAUCUCCCUAAUAUCAUGCAUGAAGGUACCCGGAUGUGGUUUCGACGGGCUGUGGAGGAGUACUUGAACUAUUUACCGGAAGAAAAAUUGGCCCCCCUGAUAGUUGUGGUCUCGGAGAACGACAACAACGAGGCUCAAUCGUUUGCAGAGUCGCAUACAGUCGAGAGUAUCUUCUCUCGUGACCUGUUGGAUCAUCCCAGAAUCAAAAGAGUCAAGGUAUCGUCUGUGGCCAAAAGUUUCUUACGAAAGCCGCUGCUGGAGAUUGUUCUUGCUGAAGCUGGUUCCAAACACGUGUCUGUGAGCUCUACCAAAGCGGUUCCUCGGAAGCUCACUCUCGCACCUAAGAGUAUCUAUGGUCCGUGUCUGGAGGUGGCCUAUGUCCUGGGUGACAUUCGGUCAGCCAUCAACGCCCUGGAGUUCUUCCAUAGGUCUACCGUGACCUCUAGCGGGGCUACUUCAGCUGACUACAUUCGUCCUGAUCAGGUAUCCUUUUUCCGGGCCAUGGGUCGUGUCUUCUUUGGAACCAAGAAAGACACGUCUCAGAUCGACCACGACAUUAUAGGAGGUCUUCUGGCUCAAUGGGGCGACGAUCUGGGAGCUCGGAACAACAUUGUCGACUACCUGUUUGCCCUGGCAGUCAGGGUGGGUAUUACUACUGACAUUAAUUUCAUCUAUCAGUUGUCUGAGACCAGCAGUAUUGGCGCAAUGAACGCAUCUGGCAAGCUCUCGUCUGCCGACUCCAUUGAGUACUUGCUGAGGCAGCUGCAUUAUCUGUUCAACCAGAAGAACUCGCCCAAGCAAUUUGGAACAGGAAACCUCUUCAAGCAGGGUAUAGAUGCUAGGAGAACGGCAUUGGAAACACGCAAAAAAGUGGACGAGAAGAUGCAUGCGAAUCAUUGGACGUCUCGUCAGGAUAUCGUUCUGUUCGAAGACUUCUACACCAGCAAGAUCCGUAGUAAAACAAAGUCGACAAAGGCAGAGACUGAUACGAAGGAGGAGGGGCCGAUUUUUGAAUUAACUGGAAAACCGUUCACAUCUCUGGCUUCUUUGGGAGACAAGCUCGAUCUCGAAGACGACUUUGAUCUGAUGGAGGCUAUGAAUGACAGCGACGAUGAGUGGAUGUAG
Yarrowia lipolytica CLIB122 is the source of this 1743-nucleotide messenger RNA. RefSeq lists its product as uncharacterized. Lineage: Eukaryota; Fungi; Ascomycota; Dipodascomycetes; Dipodascales. Gene Ontology annotation, molecular function: chromatin binding; DNA clamp loader activity. Gene Ontology annotation, biological process: mitotic DNA replication checkpoint signaling; DNA damage checkpoint signaling; DNA repair. The record is from RefSeq and is a predicted model, not a curated record.